Molecule: messenger RNA, 3305 nt
Organism: Boleophthalmus pectinirostris (great blue-spotted mudskipper)
Lineage: Eukaryota; Metazoa; Chordata; Actinopteri; Gobiiformes; Gobiidae
Gene: chm
Product: CHM Rab escort protein
Exons: 17
Coding region: 39-2039 (666 amino acids)
Biological process (GO): protein geranylgeranylation; intracellular protein transport; vesicle-mediated transport
Cellular component (GO): nucleus; cytoplasm; Rab-protein geranylgeranyltransferase complex
Molecular function (GO): GDP-dissociation inhibitor activity
Source: RefSeq, a predicted model, not a curated record
GCCGCAGCCCGUGUCACGUGACCUCGCUCAGAUGUAUCAUGGCGGCGGAGGAGCUGCCCUCGGAGUUCGACGUGGUGCUCGUGGGCACAGGCCUGUGUGAGGCAGUGGUGGCGGCCGCCUGCUCCAGAGUGGGACAGAGAGUUCUGCACCUGGACAGGAGGAGUUAUUACGCCGGGGACUGGGCGAGCUUCUCGUUUCCUGGGCUCCUGUCGUGGAUCCAGGAGCAACAGGCGGAGCCAGAGCCUGAGCAGCCUCCUGAUUGGUCAGCUCUGCUGCAGGAGGGGGAGGAGCUUAUUCAUCUGAACCAAUCAUAUUCAUCCAUCAGUAACCUGCAGGUGCACUGCUACGUCAGUGAAGAAGAGGAGCCACCACCAACAGAGAAGAAAGAAACAGAAACAGAUGCUUCUGCUCCAGAACAAACUCAGACCCAGGUCCCAGAGAGCCAAUCAGAGCCCUGCGCCGAGUCUGAGAGCCAAUCAGAGUCCUGCGCCGAGUCUGAGAGCCAAUCAGAGCCCUGCGCCGAGUCUGAGAGCCAAUCAGAGCCCUGCCUUGAGUCUGAGAGCCAAUCAGAGCCCUGUGCCGAAUCUGAGAGCCAAUCAGAGCCAUGUGCUGAAACUGAGACCCAAUCAGAUCCCGACGCUAAGACCGAGAGCCAAUCAGAGCAGAGGAGGCUGACUCUGGCGGAUUUAGUGAGAGAAGGACGACGCUUCAACAUCGACCUGGUGUCAAAGCUGCUGUUUUCUCGCGGCUCAUUGGUCGAUCUGCUCAUCCAAUCAAACGUCAGUCGCUAUGCAGAAUUCAAGAACGUGAGCCGCAUCCUCACCGUCCUCAACGGCAAUGUCACCCAGGUUCCGUGCAGUAGAGCAGACGUGUUUUCCAGUCGGCAGCUCUCUGUCGUCGAUAAGAGGAAGUUAAUGAAAUUCCUCACUUCCUGUUUGGACGAGAACGACCCGCCCACAGAGUUUGUGGGACGCCCGUACAUGGACUUCCUGGAGCAUCAGUCUCUGGGGGCGGAGCUGCGACACUUCCUGUUUUACUCGAUCGCCGGGGCGACGGAGGACACGCCCACGGAGGCGGGGCUGGCGUCCACGCGUCACUUCCUGCGCUGCCUCGGUCGCUACGGCAACACGCCCUUCCUGUUCCCCGUCUAUGGACUCGGAGAGAUCCCACAGUGUUUCUGCAGGAUGUGCGCCGUCUUCGGGGGGAUUUACUGCCUCAGACACUCGGCCCAGAGUCUGAUCCUGCACAAAGACACCAACAGGUGUGUAGCUGUGGUUGACAGUCAGGGGCAGAGGAUCAGCUGUUCUCAUUGUGUCCUGGAGUCUGGACUUUUGGACCCUCCUCAGACCGAGACCAGGACCAGGUCGACGUCCAGAGCUGUUCUCAUCACAGACCAAUCCAUCCUCCCCUCAGACUCAGAACUGAACCAGGUGUCUCUGGUCUCAGUCCCUCCUUUGGAGCCUGGAUCUCCUUCGGUCCGAAUCGUUGAGCUGAGCCCCUCCACCAUGACCUGCAUCAACGGCACCUACCUGGUGCACCUCACCUGUCCGUCCACAGGCUCCGCCUACCAGGACCUGUUUCCCGUGGUAACCAGCCUCUUCAGGACCCCAGAGUCACCGGACCAGGGAGGUCCGUCUGUUCUCUGGAGUCUGUACUUCAACAUGGCGGCCGGGUCCUCGGAGGUCGAAGGUCAGACUGUGCCCGUGAACGUGCACGUGGGCACCGCCCCGGACUCCGCCCUCGGUCACGACCUCACCAUCACACAGGCUGAGAGAAUUUUCCAAAAGAUCGUUCCAGGAGAAGAGUUCUGUCCUCCAGCUCCAAACCCCGAAGACAUCAUCUACGAGCCGGAGACUACAGAACCUACGGAGACUACAGAACCUACGGAGACUACGGAAAUUACGGAAACUACGGAAACUACAGAGACCACGGAGACUACGGAAACUACGGAGACUACGGAAACUACGGAAGCAGAGCCGGGAAGUAUCUCGGAAAACUGUCAUGAGACUGAGGAGAAAGAAAAUCAACAAGAUGAGUGAGGGAAGAGGAAAGACUUAGGCCUUGUUCAGUCCUGGUUCAGUCCUGGUUUAGUACUGGUUUAAUCCUGGUUUAGACCUGGUUUGGACCUGGUUUAGACCUGGAUAAGGUUUAAUCCUGGUUUAGACCUGGUUUAGACCUGGUUUAGACCUGGUUUAGUCCUGGUUUAGACCUGGUUUAGACCUGGUUUAGUCCUGGUUUAGACCUGGUUUAGUCCUGGUUUAGACCUGGUUUAGACCUGGUUUAGUCCUGGUUUAGACCUGGUUUAGUCCUGGUUUCAUCUUGUUGAGGCGUCGCUCAAAUUUGUGCUAAAAUAUUUUAAAAUGCCUUUUGUUUUUAUUGUUUGUUUUUUUGACACUGUAAAAAAUAAAAAUUUAAACAAACAUGUGGGUCACCUGUCACUGUUCACCUGUCACUGUUCACCUGUCACUGUUCACCUGUCACUGUUCACCUGUCAGAAGAAGAGAGGAACAAAGGAGAGGAUUUUGGUGUGAAUUAUUUCCGUCAUAAUCCAAAGAAUUCAAUUAAAAAACAUUUCUUCAUGUUCAUUUGAUUCAUUUGCACUGAAAUGUAUUUCCCGAUGUUUAUAAACUCUUAUUACUAUAAAACCAUGAAUUUAAACAAAGGAACUUCUGAUUCGAUAUAUGGUGAUGGUCCACAAUAUUAUCGUGUGACUUCUGAUGAUACCAUAUCACGAUAUUUCAGUUAAUGUUACAUCCCAACUUCUACAGUGUUAGACUUUUUAAAAAUCGUCACUGUUUGAGUGUUAAACAUGUUUGAUUUGUCAGAUCAGAUCAAAAACGGGAUACGAGACAUUUAAUGUGAGUUUUAUUUAAACACAAUUUGACCAUAAAAAGCUGAUUUGUCUGAACUCCAACAGGUGAUGAUCUGAUCUGUCCGUUAAACACGUCCCUCUGAAGAACGGUACAGUCACAAGAUAACGCUAGCAUUAGCAUUAGCAUUUGCAUUUGCAUUUGCAUUAGCCAACAUCAUCGUCAGUGAGUGCUUUUUAUUAAUUUAUUUAUUAUUUUUUACUGUUAGGUAACUUUUUUUUUAUUAUUAUUAUUAUUAUUAUUAUUAUUAUUUCCCAGCAGUGUUGGGAAGUAACAGAUUACAUGUACCAGAGUUACGUAAUCAGAGUACAAAUUAUGAGUAACUGUAUUCAGUUACAGUUACUGUUUCAGUGAGUGGUAAUUGGAUUAGUUACUUUGUUGAAAUAAAUGGAUUACACAGAGGUAUUUUCUUGUUUUUUUACAUUUUGGGCUAUA